AUGCAAUUCAAUACAAAACUAAUCUGUUUAUCUUUGGCGAUUUUUAUGCUGGUGUUGAGUAGUGGUAUCUCGGCGAACCCUUAUCAAAUAAGGAGAGAUGGCCAUUUGAGUGAGUCAAGGCAACAGUUGCAUAAUUUAGCUCGUAUGCUGAUGGAAAAACGUGGUGGUAGCUGCAUUCCUGCGAAUAAACCCUGUGCUUAUACUUCAGACAGCAGUGCCACUGGUGCUAAGCAAUAUUCCGGAAAUAGCUGCUGCAAAGGACUUACUUGUCGUCAUUAUGAAACUAUUCCCGACACUGACGAUAAUGAUUACUACGGUUCCAAUGGUCCUUUUUACUAUCAUAUGUACAGUUGCCAAUGA
Messenger RNA from Adineta ricciae, 360 nucleotides. Lineage: Eukaryota; Metazoa; Rotifera; Eurotatoria; Adinetida; Adinetidae. The record is from the annotation of a GenBank genome assembly.